Messenger RNA from Helianthus annuus (common sunflower), 1259 nucleotides. Its product is annotated as glutelin type-D 1. The transcript has 3 exons. Gene Ontology annotation, molecular function: nutrient reservoir activity. Bases 13 to 1065 code for a protein of 350 amino acids. NCBI's taxonomy places the organism in Eukaryota, Viridiplantae, Streptophyta, Magnoliopsida, Asterales, Asteraceae. The record is from RefSeq and is a predicted model, not a curated record.
AAUAAUCUGAAGAUGAAAAUGGCAGUGGAGAAGGUCGAUCAAACCGUCUUUGAAGGAGAUGGUGGUGGAUAUUAUAUACGGUCAAACUCAGAAACACCUUUCUAUGCAGGAAAACUUCUCCUCCGCCCUCUUGGAUUUGCUCCUCCUCACUAUGGCGAUUCCAACAAAAUUUGCCUUGUUCUUGAAGGGACAAUCACUGUUGGGUUGGUGGCACCAAAUAGUACAGAAGAAAAGGUUUUCUUGAUCAACAAAGGGGAUGUGGUUCCAGUUUCAGCAGGGAUGGUUUCAUGGUGGUUUAACGGCGGUGACACCAAUGCAGUCCUCAUACUCAUGGCUGAAACUAGCAAAGCUUUAGUCCCAGGCCAACUCUCAUACUUUCUUAUGGCCGGAGUUCAAGGAAUUCUAGCCGGAUUUCAAUCGAAUUUUGUAGGUAAAAUCUUUGGUCUAGACCAAAAGGAAUCAGAAAAGAUUGUAAACAGCCAACAAGGAUCAUUGAUUUUCAAACUUGAUCAUGGAAUUAAAUUUCCAGAACCCAAUGAUCAUUUGGAACAUAAGUUGUAUGCUAGCAUUGAUGAUCCAUCUAGUAAGGUUAAGGUGAACAGUGGCGGAACUAUAACUUCUUUGACGGAAAAGAACUUUCCUAUGCUUGGUAUGAUUGGCCUAAGUGCAAGAUUUGUGAAGCUAGAGGGAAAUGCAGUGUUGGCACCAAGUUAUGUAGCUGAUGGGUCGGUCCAGAUAUGUUAUGUCGGUAAGGGAAGCGGUCGGAUUAAGGUUGUCGACAAUGAAGGAAAGCUUGCAUUUGACACUAAAGUUGGAGAAGGUGACUUGUUCAUUGUUCCUCAGUUCUUUCCUACUGCACAGAUUGCUGAUGACUGUGGAAUGGAAGUUUUCUCUGUCAUAACUUCUUCAAAACCUGUUUUUGGACAACUGGCUGGAAAUACAUCGGUAUGGAGUGCAUUAUCUCCGGUGGUUUUACAGGCUAGUUUGAACAUAACUCCAGAAACCGAACAACUUUUCAAGUCGAAGAAUUCAAAAAGCAUCACAAUUGUCCCUCCAAGUACUUGAUUAAGUUGUCGAGAUCAAGAACGAAAGCCGAUGUCGACAAGAGUUAUAAUAUAUGUUGUGAACAUUCAAUAAGUCGAAGUCCAAAACAAGAAACUGACAGUAAACCAAUGAUAUAAAAUUGGUUAAAUGUCAUAUAAUAAGGAACUUUAGCAUAUAUGGUUCACGUUUAAUAAAGUGUUUGUUUACUUUUGUUG